This is a messenger RNA of Cyprinus carpio (common carp), 2751 nucleotides long. RefSeq names its product family with sequence similarity 110 member C. NCBI's taxonomy places the organism in Eukaryota, Metazoa, Chordata, Actinopteri, Cypriniformes, Cyprinidae. The record is from RefSeq and is a predicted model, not a curated record.
UUUAAGUCACAAUCUAGUUUCCACAUCUUCCUCACUGCCUACACAUCUCUGGAGCCAGAGCUCAAGUUGUCUUGACCUGUUUUUGGGUGGAGUUGAUGAGGUGUAUGAACAGGUAAAGGUGUGCGUAGGUGCGUUCUCAUCUAUCUACCCCUUAAAACAUUUGCAACACAGCUGUUGUGGAAUUAACACGAAAUACUAAUCUAGCCUGCAUAAUGCUGAAGAAAACGCAAGCCUCGGCCGACGUGGACGCGUCGCGCAUUCUUGUGAAGGGGCCCGAGUUCUUGAGGAGACAGAUGGAGCGAGAAAGCGAGGCGAAUAAAGGACGCGUCAGUGCGGUGGAGAGGUUGGCAGCCACUAAACCUCAAUAUGUAAAAAGCCAACAAGUGGUCGGUUCCACUCAGGAACCGGUUAUCAACAUCGGGUCUGCCUCCGUGAGCAGCCGAGGGUCUUCAAACGGACACGGUUCCGUUAAUAACACCGCUAAUGUUGAUGUUGAGGAUAUACAGUCGCCUGAAGAAGAUAAUAAUGUGGUGAGACGGAGCAGCUCGAAGAAACGAGACUCGAUUUUACUAUACAGACAAAAGUGUGAACUCUUAAGGGGAUCGCCUGGCGGGACUAGGAGAUUGAUUAAAAAGUCGCUAUUCCCCAUUAAAGACAAGACAAAUGCGUUUUCGGAGGCGCGCGGUGGUGAAUGCGCCACGCGUAAAGCCACUCGGGUAACUUUAUCCAUCUCAAACGGGCACUCAGGUGAGGCAAACGGUGAGCCGAAAGGACCUCCUCACAGGAAAGUAACUGAAACCCAGGAGCACGAGCGCAGGAGCCGGAGGGGGGUGGCGCGCUCCAGCUCCGACAUCAGCUCGCGCUACUCGAAAAACUUCGCGGACUUCGACGCGUUCUUCAAAUACUGCGGGCUCGAGGGUGACGUCGUCGAGUCCCUGGGCAGAGAGAACUUCUCCGCGCGCUCGGAAGACCUCGGCUCCAAAAUCCGGAGCAUCAGUGUCUCGACUUCGGAUGACGGGUUCUCGAGGAGCAGCGACGGCCUGCAGGAGGAUGAGCUGCAGGAGACUUCGCGUCAGGGGUCGUCGGUGGUCGAGCGCAACGCUCGGAUCAUCAAGUGGCUUUACAGUUGCAGAAAUGCGGCGGAGUCGGGAAAGACUCUUCGAGAUCUGGAUUAAUUUGGGUCGUGUUAAAAGCGACGUCAUGUCUGCAGUAUGUCUGUUAAAGAUCGCUUGAUCUGGAAAGCAUCUGCUGUGUACAAACAUCUGACAGAUGUCUCUCAGAUAUCAGUUUUACAUACAUUCUAAAUCAUAAACAUCUUGAAGACAUCUAAUAAACGUCUAUCUGCCAUCUGAUAGACGUCAUAUUGCAGAUGAGCAAACACUCUAAAAAAUACAUCUUGCAGAUGUCAAAUAGACGUCUCUGUGAUGCACCCUUGACUCUGUAAACAUCUUCGUAUUUAGCCAAUUAGGGACGCUCUCUGCCUGAAUUCCCUUUAUAUUCAACUAACUGGCUAAUUCACUAUUUCUUAUGAGGUUUUAGAAUGGUGGUUUAAGAUUUGUGAGUAGGUCUGUGGUUAAUGUUUUGUUGUGCAAUUGCAUACAUUUAUACCUUACAACUGAAAGGGGAAGUCGUGGCCUAAUGGUUAGAGAGUUUGACUCCUAACCCUAAGGUUAUGGGUUCGAGUACACCAGUUGUGUCAAUAGCACAACUGAGGUGCUCUUGAGCAAGGCACUGAACCCCUAACUGCUCCCCGGGCGCCGCAGCAUAAAUGGCUGUCACCCUGCUCCGGGUGUGUGUUCACGGUGUGUGUGUUCACUGCUGUGUGUGUGCACUUUGGAUGGGUUAAAUGCAGAGUACGAAUUCUGAGUACUUGGCUGUAUGUCAUCUCACAUAACAAAUUGCUAUUUAGGGACAACCACAGUUUCGUCAAGCACAUACACGUCCUUAGUUUUAGUCUUUAUUUAGCAGCUUGUUAGUGUGUAAUUUAUGUUGACAUUAAUAUUUCUUAAGGGAAUGCUAAGUACAGACCAUAUUUUACUCAUAAAUCAAAAACCGCCAUUCUAAAAACCCAUAGGAAAUUCCAAAAUGGUUGAAAAAUGGCUAAUUACCUUGCUGGUUUUAGGACCUCAAACUGCUGUAUUGGUUUAGCGGUUUUGGUUAAGCCUUUUGUACAUGCCAGUACUUGAUCCUGGUUAGGUUAUGUAUUCCACUACCUAGAUAUCAUGUUACUUGAUUUUGUAAUAUAUUAAAAGUCAGAUUUGUUUUUUGGAAAAUAAUUUUUGUUGCAUGUUAUUUUAGUAGUGUUAUGUGAAAACCACCUUUGCACAUGAAUCUAUGGAUACAGUAUAGUUUACAGAGACAAAUGACGUUCAAGCCUGUCAGCUAUGGAAUGCAGAGGGUAGCACCUGGCCCUGAGAUAUGGAAAGAUAUGGCUUCAAACAAGCACUUCUGUCCAUUGUUGUGCAACAACGGAAACGGUGAACAAAAAGCAAGUACAUUCAAACCCAAUGUGGGUGUAUUUAAUUUGUGCCACUGUCACUUUAGUCCAAAGACUAGGUGUCUGUUUAUUCCGUCUGACUGCUGACUGUCUAGUCAUAUCUUCUCUGACUCAAUAUGCCUUGCAAAUAUGAAAUGGUAUAUUUUAAGUAACUUGAUAAAGUGUAUGCAUUGCUGAGUCAAACAACGUGACACUCUAUAUGCAAAAAUGCUAUGUAUGAUCAUAUGUAUCAGUCAAUAAAACAUUUUCUUACA